This is a messenger RNA of Raphanus sativus (radish), 747 nucleotides long. RefSeq lists its product as uncharacterized. Bases 264 to 686 code for a protein of 140 amino acids. The transcript is spliced from 4 exons. The record is from RefSeq and is a predicted model, not a curated record. Lineage: Eukaryota; Viridiplantae; Streptophyta; Magnoliopsida; Brassicales; Brassicaceae.
GGCAAGAAGUGUUUUGAGAUAGUUUCUAAAGUGACGUGGCUUAAUUUUCUUCUUUUCCUCUUUUCUUCGUCUUCCUCAAUCUCACCUCAUCAUCACUUUCAUCUUCUCUAUCUCUCCACUGAUCCCACCAACCACACUUACUUUUCUCAAUCUCACCUCAUCGAAUCUCGCCCACUACUAACUUGUUGUCCUAAUCAAAGUUAAGUUGGAGAAGAACAAGAAACACCAGGGGGAAUAGAUCGUAGGGAGAAGGAAGGAGGAAGAUGGGAGAUAUUUGGGCAUGCCUUAUAUCCUUCUUCUUCCUCAUCGCUCUUGUCGGAAUCAUCGUCUACGAGCUUGCAUCUCCUGCAGCAGAGCCUUUGGCUAUGGAGAUUUUCUUCUUAUCCUUUGCUUCUUUGGUUAAUUCUGAGAAACAAACGAUUAAAGAGGAGAGGAGCCCUGAACCUGAUACUGAGAAACAAUCGAUUAAAGGAGAAAGGAGCCCUGAACUUGUCAGUCUUGAGAUAGAUAACUUGUUCGGAUUCUUGGCCCCUUCGAGAAGAAAUAUGAACAUGUUUGUGCUACUGCUUCUUCUCUUCUUGACCAAGGCAGUUUCUCAGGGUGAAAGAGGAGAGUUCGGCCAAUUACCCAAAACAUCAAACAGGCCAACAUGUUUGUGCUACUGCUUCUAUCUUUUUUUUUCAUAAUAAUUUGAAAUUGUAUAUUGGGUAUCUUUUUAUUUUCAAAUAAAAUUUAGUAUUACUGUUU